AUGGAUAAUAAAGAUAAUAAAAGUAAUGAAUAUAAAGAUAAUAUUGAAAUUUUAAACUAUAAUAAUGAAAUUGAAAAAGAAUAUGAAGAAGAAAUUGAAGCAAUAGAAGAAGAAAUAGAAAAGGAAGCUAAAAAAAAAUUUUUGAAAAUAAUAAAAUUGAAGAAAAAAAAUAAAACUGUUAUAGCUCAAAAUACUACAGAAAAUAGUUAUAAUAGUAGUGAAGAGCUUGAUAGUUCUACUUUAUAA
Messenger RNA from Scutellospora calospora, 246 nucleotides. The record is from the annotation of a GenBank genome assembly. NCBI's taxonomy places the organism in Eukaryota, Fungi, Glomeromycota, Glomeromycetes, Diversisporales, Gigasporaceae.